GUGAAGUUGCUGACAUGACCCUGAGCCUUAAGAGAUGCUACAAAGAUGCUCCUUGCAGUACCAUGUCCGAGGAGAACAAACUGGGAAGAGCAAACACACGUGACAUCAGAUAGCCGGGAGUAAAUCAUGGUGACGUCUUCCAUUUCAGAGAAAUCUGUGCUCCUCGUUCCGCAUUCCAGCCCCAUCUUGCUGCUUACUCCUCUGCUUUCCACUUUCCUUUUUGCCUGCAGAGUCAUCUGCCCCACCUUCUACUGCCUCAGCCCUACUCCUCACCUUUAAUUCUCAGAGAUGACUCCUCCUCCAGGAAACCCUCUCUGAUCCCCCCAGGCUGGGUCAGGAGCCUUGUCCAGGUUUCCCCAUUCCAGCCCUGGUUACUUUGUUGGGGGGAUAAGGAGGGAGGACAUCUUAAAACCAAGAAUAUAAUAGAAUGAAAUGAGUAUGUAUUCGCUACUCAGAUGAUCUGGACUGAUGCAGGAAGACCGAAUCCCAGGGACUGGGAUCGAUUCUCUCGGUUCUCUUCCUUCCAUGUUUUGUUCUUGGUAUUCGGCGAUCCUCUGCGAUGCCUCCGGCACAGCCUCUCCCGGAGCCGGCCCCCUCCCAUUGCUGUGCGCAUGCGCAUUGUCCCGCCCCGGUGGAUUGACGGGAGGGAUCAGCCAAUGGCGUCGUGACGAAGGUGGAGAAACGCCUCGAGGAAGCCCUGCGGAUGCUGCCUUGACUGAAUAUUCAUGAGGGAGGCGGGCCGACGCCGCUUCAAGCUGCGACCGGCGCCAUGAAGCUCAACGUGGACGGGCUGCUGGUCUACUUCCCUUACGACUACAUCUACCCGGAGCAGUUCUCCUACAUGCUGGAGCUCAAACGCACGCUCGAUGCCAAGGGUCAUGGAGUCCUGGAGAUGCCCUCAGGCACUGGGAAGACAGUGUCCCUGUUGGCCCUGAUCAUGGCGUACCAGCGGGCGUAUCCACUGGAGGUGACUAAACUCAUCUACUGCUCGAGAACUGUGCCUGAGAUUGAGAAGGUGAUUGAAGAGCUUCGAAAGUUACUCAACUUCUAUGAGAAACAGGAGGGUGAGAAGCUGACAUUUUUGGGGCUGGCUCUGAGCUCGCGAAAGAACCUGUGUAUUCAUCCCGAGGUGACACCCCUGCGCUUUGGGAAGGACGUCGAUGGAAAAUGCCACAGCCUCACGGCCUCCUAUGUGCGGGCGCAGUACCAGCGGGACCCCAGCCUGCCCCACUGCCGCUUCUACGAGGAAUUUGAUGUCCAUGGGCGCCAGGUGCCCCUCCCCGCUGGCAUCUACAACCUGGACGACCUGAAGGCCGUGGGGCGGCGCCAGGGCUGGUGCCCAUACUUCCUUGCCCGAUACUCAAUCCUGCACGCCAACGUGGUGGUCUACAGCUACCACUACCUCCUGGACCCCAAGAUUGCCGACCUGGUGUCCAAGGAGCUGGCCCGCAAGGCCGUCGUCGUCUUCGACGAGGCCCACAACAUCGACAACGUCUGCAUCGACUCCAUGAGUGUCAACCUCACCCGCCGGACCCUGGAUCGCUGCCAGGGCAACCUGGAGACCCUGCAGAAGACAGUGCUCAGGAUCAAGGAGACGGACGAGCAGCGUCUGCGGGAUGAGUACCGGCGCCUGGUGGAGGGGCUGCGGGAGGCCAGUGCCGCCCGGGAGACCGACGCCCACCUGGCCAACCCCGUGCUGCCCGACGAGGUGCUGAAGGAGGCGGUGCCCGGCUCCAUCCGCACGGCCGAGCACUUCCUGGGCUUCCUGCGGCGGCUGCUCGAGUACGUCAAGUGGCGGCUGCGCGCGCAGCACGUGGUGCAGGAGAGCCCGCCAGCCUUCCUGAGCGGCCUGGCCCAGCGCGUGUGCAUCCAGCGCAAGCCCCUCAGGUUCUGCGCUGAGCGCCUCCGCUCCCUCCUGCACACCUUGGAGAUCGCGGACCUCGCUGACUUCUCCCCUCUCACCCUCCUCGCUAACUUUGCCACGCUGGUCAGCACCUACGCCAAGGGUUUCACCAUCAUCAUCGAGCCCUUUGACGACAGGACCCCGACCAUCGCCAACCCCAUCCUGCACUUCAGCUGCAUGGAUGCCUCGCUGGCCAUCAAACCCGUGUUCGAGCGCUUCCAGUCCGUCAUCAUCACAUCAGGGGUGAGGACCCUUCUGGCCCCCAGCCCUCUCCUCGGGGGUGCUUCUGCUUCCCGCCCAGUCCUGCUGAGAUCCCUCCUGCUGUCCCUGCUACAGACGCUGUCCCCACUGGACAUCUACCCCAAGAUCCUGGACUUCCACCCUGUCACCAUGGCAACCUUCACGAUGACGUUGGCGCGGGUCUGCCUCUGCCCCAUGAUCAUCGGCCGUGGCAAUGACCAGGUGGCCAUCAGCUCCAAAUUUGAGACCCGGGAAGAUAUCGCGGUGAUCCGGAACUACGGAAACCUCCUGCUGGAGAUGUCCGCUGUGGUCCCUGAUGGCAUCGUGGCCUUCUUCACCAGCUACCAGUACAUGGAGAGCACCGUGGCCUCCUGGUAUGAGCAGGGCAUCCUCGAGAACAUCCAGAGGAACAAGCUGCUCUUUAUUGAGACCCAAGAUGGGGCUGAGACCAGUGUCGCCCUGGAGAAGUACCAGGAGGCCUGCGAGAAUGGCCGUGGGGCCAUCCUGCUCUCGGUGGCCCGAGGCAAAGUGUCCGAGGGAAUCGACUUUGUGCACCACUUCGGCCGGGCCGUCAUCAUGUUUGGGGUGCCCUACGUCUACACCCAGAGCCGCAUUCUCAAGGUGAGCAGCGCCUGGGGGGCGGCAGGAUGUGAAGGCCUGUCAGGCUCUCCCCUUGGGACGUGUGUGAGGAAGGGACAUCGCCCCCCAUCUCCGCACCCGCAGGCGCGGCUGGAAUACCUUCGGGACCAGUUCCAGAUUCGAGAAAAUGACUUUCUGACCUUCGAUGCCAUGCGCCACGCGGCCCAGUGUGUGGGUCGGGCCAUCAGGGGCAAGACAGACUACGGCCUCAUGGUCUUUGCCGACAAGCGGUUUGCGCGGGCCGACAAGCGGGGGAAACUGCCCCGCUGGAUCCAGGAGCACCUCACGGACGCCAACCUCAACCUGACCGUGGACGAGGGGGUCCAGGUUGCCAAGUACUUCCUGAGGCAGAUGGCUCAGCCAUUCCACCGGGUGAGCCCCAGGCGCCUAGGCUUCUCUUCCAGGAAGGCCCCUGGCUUUCUCCCUGAGCCCCCAGCCUGCCCCCGGCCGCCGACAGAGAGAUCUGUGUGCGCUCUCGUGCCAGGUCUGGGAACUGCCGGGAGAGUCGAGGGCUGCAGAGUCAGCGUGCGUCUGCAGUGGGCGCCCUGAGCAGGCCGUGGGGCCUCGAGAAAGCCACUCCUCGGAGCUCGGACACAGCUCUCGAGCUGCCGCCUCCCUCCAUCCCUCUCCCCCUCAGCCCGUCUUCUGUUUACAGGGAUGGGAUGCCCUGUGAUAUACGGGUGUUUCAAAAUUCAAGCAUCCUGUCCUGUA
Messenger RNA from Hippopotamus amphibius kiboko, 3493 nucleotides. RefSeq names its product ERCC excision repair 2, TFIIH core complex helicase subunit (gene ERCC2). NCBI's taxonomy places the organism in Eukaryota, Metazoa, Chordata, Mammalia, Artiodactyla, Hippopotamidae. Gene Ontology annotation, cellular component: nucleus. The record is from RefSeq and is a predicted model, not a curated record. The transcript is spliced from 20 exons. Gene Ontology annotation, biological process: positive regulation of mitotic recombination; transcription by RNA polymerase II; nucleotide-excision repair. Gene Ontology annotation, molecular function: ATP binding; damaged DNA binding; hydrolase activity, acting on acid anhydrides, in phosphorus-containing anhydrides. Bases 770 to 3331 code for a protein of 853 amino acids.